AUGAAUGUUUUCCACCGCAGCGCACGUAGGAGCAAAGGGAAUCAGCAUCCCCACGACCUCGUUUUGGGCCAAAGCCACAAUCAGGCAGGAGGUUACAAAGGAGCAUCACUCCAUCCAAACGCACAAAGAAAUGGGCGAAAGCAUGUUAAACACGAGAAUAAAUCCUUGAUGAGAACGCGUAUUCCAUUUUUGACCAAAGUCAAGCGCGCACUCGGAAUCCACAACGCUCCCCGCCGCAGGCGGCACACUAACGUAUUGAGGCGGAACCAGCUUUGA
This is a messenger RNA of Serpula lacrymans var. lacrymans S7.9, 276 nucleotides long. RefSeq lists its product as uncharacterized. NCBI's taxonomy places the organism in Eukaryota, Fungi, Basidiomycota, Agaricomycetes, Boletales, Serpulaceae. The record is from RefSeq and is a predicted model, not a curated record. Bases 1 to 276 code for a protein of 91 amino acids. The transcript is spliced from 3 exons.